Eruca vesicaria subsp. sativa (arugula) is the source of this 2514-nucleotide messenger RNA. NCBI's taxonomy places the organism in Eukaryota, Viridiplantae, Streptophyta, Magnoliopsida, Brassicales, Brassicaceae. The record is from the annotation of a GenBank genome assembly.
UCUGUAAAGGAAACUGAAUCUACGAGAAUAUGAUAAUAUUGUUUAAAAUAUUAACUCUAUUUGUUUAAAGUAACGAUCUAGUGGAAGUAUGGUCAGUGUGUCCUCCACUUAGAUUAGUUUCAUCAUCCACCCUUUUUCAGUGUGGUCAGUGGCAACGAUGCAUGUAUGUUCAUCACUCUUCUAUAAUGUUCGUAUGCGUUUCUAAUAAAACUUUAGGUUAAAAGGGAGCGAUGGCGCAAAAGUUGGAUGCUCAAGGUGGCCGUGGAGGAGAGCUCUGGGACGAUGGUGAUGCUUAUAAGAACAUCAAGAAAGUGUACGUCGGUCAAGGUGACUCUGGUGUAGUAUACGUCAAGUUUGAUUACGAGAAAGACGGCAAGAUCGUAUCACUUGAACAUGGGAAGAAGACACUUCUUGGAACAGAGGAGUUUGAGCUUGAUCCAGAAGAUUACAUCACAUCUGUGAAAGUUUACUACGAGAAACUCUUUGGAACGGCUGUAGAGAUCAUCACGGCUCUUAUCUUCACAACAUUCAAGGGAGAAGUUUCUCAGCCAUUUGGAAUGGCCUCUGGAAAAGAAGCUGUGCUAGGAGGUGGCAAGAUCGUUGGAUUCCAUGGAAGUGCGAGUGAUGCUAUUCAUUCCCUCGGAGCCUAUGUUAUUCCGUCAACUACUCCGGUGAUUCCAGGUGGUCCAACCAAACUAAAUGCUCAAGGUGGUAGUGGAGGAGAGGUAUGGGACGAUGGUGGUGUGUACGAGAAUGUCAAGAAAGUGUAUGUUGGGCAAGGUGACUCUGGUGUAGUAUACGUCAAGUUUGAUUACGAGAAAGGCGGCAAGAUCGUAUCACUUGAACAUGGGAAGAAGACACUUCUUGGAACAGAGGAGUUUGAGCUUGAUCCAGAAGAUUACAUAACAUCUGUGAAAGUCUACUACGAGAAACUAUUUGGAACGAGUGUAGAGAUCAUCACGGCUCUUAUCUUCACAACAUUUAAGGGAAAAGUUUCUCAGCCAUUUGGAAUGGCCUCUGGAACAGAAGCUGUGCUAGGAGGUGGCAAAAUUGUUGGAUUCCAUGGAAGUGCGAGUGAUGCUAUUCAUUCCCUCGGAGCCUAUAUUAUUCCGUCAACUACUCCGGUGAUUCCGGGUGGUCCAACCAAACUAAAUGCUCAAGGUGGUAAUGGAGGAGAGGUAUGGGACGAUGGUGGUGUGUACGAGAAUGUCAAGAAAGUGUAUGUUGGACAAGGUGACUCUGGUGUGGUUUAUGUCAAGUUUGAUUACGAGAAAGCUGGGAAGAUUGUAUCACUUGAACAUGGGAAGAAAACGUUACUUGGAACUGAGGAGUUUGAGCUAGAUUCAGAUGAUUACAUUUCAUCUGUGAAAGUUUACUACGAGAAACUCUUUGGAACAGAAACAGAGAUCAUCACGGCUCUUAUCUUCACAACAUUCAAGGGAAAAGUUUCUCAGCCAUUUGGAAUGGCCUCUGGAAAAGAAGCUGUGCUAGGAGUUGGCAAAAUUGUUGGCUUCCAUGGAAGUGCAAGCCAUGUGAUCCACUCUCUUGGUGCUUAUAUUGUUCCUACGCUAACACCAGUGAUUCCCUCCGAUACAAUUCCAGCACAAGGUGGAGAUGCUGGAGUUGCAUGGGAGGAUGGUGUUCACGACAGCGUGAAGAAGAUAUAUGUAGGACAGGGUGACUCUUGUGUGACUUAUUUCAAGGCUGAGUAUGUAAAGGAUUCAAAGCCUGUCCUUGGAAGUGAUCAUGGGAAGAAGUCAUUGCUUGGAGCAGAAGAGUUUGUGCUUGAAGAUGGUGAAUAUGUUACAAGCGUGAUAGGCUAUUAUGACAAGAUUUAUGGAGUAGAUGCACCUGCGAUUAUCUGUCUUCAAUUUAAGACAAACAAGAGGACCUCUGACCCAUAUGGAAUGGACUCAGGAACUAAAUUCGUGUUGGAGAAGAAAGACCACAAGAUCGUUGGGUUCUAUGGACAAGCUGGUGACUAUCUUUACAAGAUUGGAGCCAAAGUGGUGCCCAUAGCCAACUGAUGCAGAACCAAUCUUAUAAUAUGUAUGAAUAAGAUUAUCAUAUGAACUUAUGGAGUUGUAUGGUCUAUAGUUGUAUUUGGUUUGUCUCAAGCUUAACCUGUGUGUCUUGUGUCUUGGCUAUCUAAAUAAAGAAGGUUUCUUCUAUUGUAAUGUUAAUAAAGCCAUAUGGGUCUUUUGGGGCGCUAAAUGUAUGAUUCAGUGAACUGGAGAAACAAUUGGAACAAGCUUCUUUUAUUAAAAUGGAAUACAAAUCCAUCAAAAGACAGAACAAUAACACAAAGAAAACACUGAAGAGAUGAAACAACAGAAACCAGAAAAGAAGUAGUAUCAGCUUAUUCAAAGUUCAAUGUGCAAAACCCAAAAGAGACCACACAUGUGUGACAAAUUUCAAGAUCUCCACAAUUAGUUGGUGAUGGGACGGACAUGGACUCCAAAUUUAUGAAGCAGAUCACCAGCACUUCCAUGGAACCCAACGAUCUUGUGGCCU